Geodia barretti is the source of this 764-nucleotide messenger RNA. The record is from the annotation of a GenBank genome assembly. NCBI's taxonomy places the organism in Eukaryota, Metazoa, Porifera, Demospongiae, Tetractinellida, Geodiidae.
GACUAUUUCCAGCUUUUGACCAAGCGUCAAAUCCGUCCUGUGUCGCUUGCUGGUCGCCAUUUUAAACGUGGCCUUAACACUUAACGCGCCGCGGACAUAUUUAGGUGUCCGCCCAAAGGUAACGUGUAACGCCACUGUGUGUCUGCUUCAGUUCACCGAGAACUUACUUUCACAUCGCGGCGAAAACCGGUGCAACACGCGUCUUUCCCGAGUGGCAGGCGGCUUUUGCUACUUCGUGUACCAUAGUUCAGAGUUCACAAUCGAUCUUCUUGGUGGCAACGCCCACACCUGUGCGCAGCUGCAAAAGCGACGAAACGCAAACGACUACGCGCGGAACAGAGAGUACUAUGGCAGCUAAUUUUAGCACAUUGCAACAAGUCUUAGAUAGUUCCACAGGAAGUGAAGCUGACUUUACAGACCUGGAGGAGCUGCAAUCCAGUGCAGAUGAUGAGCAAGAGCCUGUCUCCCCUUCUCUUCCAACCUCGCCACCAUCACCAGCAGAGAGUAACCUGCAUAGACAGAGGAGGAGAAGACGAUCACAGAGGGACGACAGUGAGAGUGAGAACAGUGAGGGUGAGGAAAGCCAGAGUGAAAGUACAGGAACACGAACAAGGGUCAGAAGGCGGCAGACAGGCACCAGAGAGAGAGACGCAGAGAGUGAUGAAGAUGGGAUGGGACCAGGAAGAAGUGAACAAAGAAGUGAGAGUAGAGGUAGGGGGAGGGGAAGCCGCACGGCAAGUGGAAAGGGAGCAGCACGAAAUGGA